UAAGCCUGUCGGGAAGAAGGCGGAGUAUUCAGGUGUAUGGUGUGGGAUUGCUGCGGGAUAGGACUUGUUGCCGUUGAUUUGGUUACUUUUUGAGGGUGUGGUGGUUAUUCAUCGGAUUAUAGACAUGGCAGGCAGCGCGGGUGAAUGGUGUUUGAUGGAGAGUGACCCUGGUGUUUUUACAGAGCUCAUCAAAGGGUUUGGUUGUACAGGAGCACAGGUUGAAGAAAUAUGGAGCUUGGAUUCGGAAAAUUUUGAAAAAUUAAAACCAGUUCAUGGAUUGAUCUUCCUAUUUAAGUGGCAGCCAGGUGAAGAACCAGCAGGUUCCAUUGUUCAAGACUCCAGACUUGACACGCUUUUCUUUGCCAAGCAGGUAAUAAAUAAUGCGUGCGCCACCCAAGCCAUAGUUAGUGUACUGCUCAAUUGUAUACACGACGAUAUUCAUUUGGGAGAAACACUUACAGAAUUUAAAGAAUUCUCACAGAGUUUCGAUGCUGCAAUGAAAGGCUUGGCACUGAGCAACUCUGAAGUGAUUCGACAAGUUCACAAUGGAUUCGCCAGGCAGCAAAUGUUUGAAUUUGAUGCCAAAGCAGCAGCAAAAGAGGAGGAUGCCUUUCACUUUGUCAGUUAUGUUCCAGUUAGUGGAAGAUUAUAUGAACUUGAUGGGCUAAGAGAAGGACCUAUUGAUUUAGGUCCAUGCAAUCAAGAUGACUGGAUCAGUGCAGUUCGACCAGUUAUAGAGAAAAGAAUACAGAAGUACAGUGAAGGUGAAAUACGGUUUAACUUGAUGGCUAUUGUAUCUGACAGAAAAAUGAUUUAUGAAAGGAAGAUUGCUGAACUACAAAGACAGCUUUCAGAGGUAGGCUGCAGCAAAGCUAGAACACUGCAUAUGUUAAAAAUGGCAUGGUUCUGCAUUACAAGCAUUGUAUCUUGUCAUUGA
Messenger RNA from Protopterus annectens (West African lungfish), 937 nucleotides. RefSeq names its product ubiquitin C-terminal hydrolase L5 (gene UCHL5). Gene Ontology annotation, molecular function: proteasome binding; cysteine-type deubiquitinase activity. Lineage: Eukaryota; Metazoa; Chordata; Ceratodontiformes; Protopteridae. Gene Ontology annotation, cellular component: Ino80 complex; cytoplasm. The record is from RefSeq and is a predicted model, not a curated record. Gene Ontology annotation, biological process: ubiquitin-dependent protein catabolic process; protein deubiquitination. The coding region runs from base 125 to 937 and encodes 270 amino acids. The transcript is spliced from 8 exons.